Nerophis lumbriciformis (worm pipefish) is the source of this 5394-nucleotide messenger RNA. Its product is annotated as LIM domain-binding protein 3-like. Gene Ontology annotation, molecular function: muscle alpha-actinin binding; actin binding. Gene Ontology annotation, cellular component: Z disc; stress fiber; filamentous actin. Lineage: Eukaryota; Metazoa; Chordata; Actinopteri; Syngnathiformes; Syngnathidae. The record is from RefSeq and is a predicted model, not a curated record. Gene Ontology annotation, biological process: heart development; muscle structure development; actin cytoskeleton organization.
CCGCUCGCCGGCCCCCCCUAGCAUCCCCCCUGCUGAGCCAAACUUGGUGUUGCACCUUGAGAGGAACUUGUCGGGCUUGCAGGAUGAGCGCGUACACGGUGUCGCUGCCCGGGCCCGGACCUUGGGGGUUCCGUCUGCAGGGUGGCAAGGACUUCAAUAUGCCGCUGACCAUCUCCAGGAUCUCGCCGGGCAGCAAGGCGGCGCUCGCCAACCUGGUCCAGGGCGACGCCAUCGUGGCCAUUGAUGGCGUCAGCACGGAGGGCAUGACUCACCUGGAGGCCCAGAACAAGAUCAAGAUGGCCACCUACAACCUGGCCCUCACCAUGUCCAAGUUCAAGCGUCCUGUCGUCAUGCCGCCCCCGAGGAUGGACAUCAGCUUUCCUAUGAUCCCUCACCAGCAGGUGUUCACCCCCGCUGCUCCCAACGUGGGCUUCAACGCCAGCGGGCCGAAGGAAACGUCGGUGUCCACCACCCACAAGCACAUCGAGGUGAAGGGCCCCGGCGGCAAGGCCACCAUCAUCCAUGCCCAGUACAACACGCCCAUCAGCAUGUACUCGCAAGACGCCAUCAUGGACGUCAUCGCAGGCCAGACCAUGACCAAGGGCCACGACGCUGGCCCAGAGCCGGUCAAAGAGCGGCUGGUAGACAGCGCCUCGCCGGUCUACCAGGCGGUCCAAAGUGCGGGCAAGGUCCAGGAUGAGGGCGAGUGGGGUCAGCGGAGCAGCCACGUGCAGUCCAAGUCCUUCCAGGUCUUGGCCCACAUGACGGGAACCGACUCUUUAACCCAGGAGGAGGAGCUUAGGAGGAGCAGCAUGAAGCGCCAAUCUGCUGCUGGCGUGAGCGUCCAGCACCGUGCUGCCGUGUCCAGCCAGUUCGGUCAGCCCCCCGCCGGGCCUCCUUCCCAGCAGGCCCCGCCCCCUCAGCAGUACCAGCCACCUCCUUCCCAGCAGGCCCCGCCCCCUCAGCAGUACCAGCAACCUCCUUCCCAGCCGGCCCCGCCCCCUCAGCACUAUCAACAGGCCCCGCCCACCCAGCAGAGCUCCAUCCAGAUACCGGUGGGCUCCGCCCCUCCCAAGGUGGUCAGCACCGCCUGCAUCUACCCCUCUCAGCCAGCUCAGGCCCCGCCCCCGCCGCGACCUCACCCCGCCGCUGCGCACGCGCCUCAGGGUGGCGGCGCCGCCUCCAACCGCCCCCCCUGGGUGACCGACACCUCCUUCGCGGACAAGUUUGACCCCGGCAAGACCACCACCACCGUCGUCAAGGCGCCGCCGCUGCCUCAGGGCGCGCCUCCUCCGCCGGCGUACAUCCCCAACCCUUCCCCCGCCGCCAUGAGCCCCGCCCCCGCCCCCGCCCAUGUCGCUCCCAACCCCGCCCCCUUCCCGCCGGUGGCCAGAGGCGUGGCACAAAGGGCGGAGAGGUUCACCGCCAGCAGCCGCACGGCGCUCUGCGGCGCCUGCAACAGCGUCAUCCGGGGUCCCUUCCUGGUGGCGCUGGGCCGCUCGUGGCAUCCCGAGGAGUUCAACUGCCAUUACUGCAACGUGUCGCUGGCGGACGUCAGCUUCGUGGAGGAGCAGAACAACGUCUACUGUGAGAAAUGCUACGAGGAGUUCUUCGCCCCCACCUGCGCUCGCUGCAGCACCAAGGUCAUGGGGGAGGUGAUGCACGCUCUGAGGCAGACGUGGCACACCACAUGUUUCGUGUGCGCCGCCUGUGGAAAACCUUUUGGCAACAGUCUCUUCCACAUGGAGGAUGGAGAACCUUACUGCGAGAAAGAUUACGUGGCGCUCUUCAGCACCAAAUGUCACGGCUGUGACUUCCCAGUGGAAGCUGGAGAUAAAUUCAUCGAAGCUUUGGGUCACACCUGGCAUGACACCUGCUUCGUGUGCGCGGUGUGUCACAUCAACCUGGAAGGCCAACCUUUCUACUCCAAGAAGGACAAACCUUUGUGCAAGAAGCACGCUCACGCCAUCAACGUGUAACCUAGCAACCACAUGCAUCAAUGUGUAACCUAGCAACCACACGCCAUCAAUGUGUAACCUAGCAACCGCACGCCAUCUAUGUGUAACCUAGCAACCACACGCCAUCAACGUGUAACCUGGCAACCACACGCCAUCAACCUAUAACCCAGCAACCACACACAUCAACCUGUAACCUAGCAACCACACACAUCAACCUGUAACCUGGCAACCACACACAUCAACCUGUAACCUGGCAUCCACACGCCAUCAACGUGUAACCUAGCAAUCACACACAUCAACGUGUAACCUGGCAACCACACGCCAUCAACGUGUAACCUGGCAACCACACGCAUCAAUGUGUAACCUAGCAACCACACGCCAUCAAUGUGUAACCUAGCAACCGCACGCCAUCAAUGUGUAACCUAGCAACCGUACGCCAUCAACGUGUAACCUGGCAACCACACGCCAUCAACGUGUAACCUGGCAACCACACACAUCAACGUGUAACCUAGCAACUGUACGCCAUCAACGUGUAACCUAGCAACCGCAGGCCAUCAACGUGUAACCUAGCAACCGCUUCUUCACUUCUACACGCGUGUGCUAAAACACAUUUUGCUUUUGCUUUUUUAAAUCUUCCAAUUUCAAAUCAAAUCUUUGUCUUCUGUUUUUCUCUUUGAAUUGUUCUUUUUGCUUUUCUUUGUUUGCAACAACAUGAAACCUUUCAGGCUGUGAAUGCAACUCAAGCCUUACUGUGGUCAAAUUCCCCAGCUUCUUACAGACACUUGAACUAACCACAGGCAACAAUCUGCAAUGUAAUAAACAUACAAGAAAGUUGAACUCUAUGAAUAAAUAUGUCAUCCAUCCAUCCAUCCAUUUUCUACCGCUUGUCCCUUUCGGGGUCGCGGGUAAAUAUGUCAUCCACCCAAAAAUAAUAUUUAAAUACUUUGUCAUUUUUUUUUAAUAACUGUAAGAAUACAAAUGAAUCAAAGGAGAUACAAUUUAUUGAUUUUAUAUUAUGUGUAAUAUAGUUUAAUGACCAGAAUUAUUUUAGACACUUGAACUCAGCACAUUCAGUCCUGCAGGAUUACAGUCACUCAAUGUAACAUUUGAAUGUCCUACACUAUGUUAGACACUUGAACUCAGCACAUUCAGUCCUGCAGGAUUACAGUCACCCAAAGUAACAUUUGAAUGUCCUACACUAUGUUAGACACUUGAACGCAGCACAUUAAGUCCUACAAGAUUACAAACCCCCAAAGUAACAUUUGAAUGUCCUACACUAUGUUAGAUACUUGAACUCAACACAUUGAGUCCUGCAAGAUUAGAGAAACCGAAAGUAACAUUUGAAUGCCCUACGCUAUGUUAGACACUUGAACUCAGCACAGUCAGUCCUGCAAAAUUGCAGACACCAAAGGUAACAUUUGAAUGUCCCACACUAUGUUAGACACUUGAACUCAGCACAUUCAGUACUGCAGGAUUACAGUCACCCAAUGUAAAAUUUGAAUGUCCUAUACUAUGUUAGACACUUGAACUCAGCACAUUUACUCCUACAAGAUUACAAACCCCCAAAGUAACAUGUCCUACACUAUGUUAGACACUUGAACUCAGCACCUUUAAUCCUACAAGAUUACAAAAACCCAAAGUAACAUUUGAAUGUCCUACACUAUGUUAGAUACUUGAACUCAACACAUUGAGUCCUGCAAGAUUAGAGAAACCGAAAGUAACAUUUGAAUGCCCUACGCUAUGUUAGACACUUGAACUCAGCACAUUCAGUCCUGCAAAAUUGCAGACACCCAAGGUAACAUUUGAAUGUCCCACACUAUGUUAGACACUUGAACUCAGCACAUUCAGUACUGCAGGAUUACAGUCACCCAAUGUAAAAUUUGAAUGUCCUAUACUAUGUUAGACACUUGAACUCAGCACAUUUACUCCUACAAGAUUACAAACCCCCAAAGUAACAUGUCCUACACUAUGUUAGACACUUGAACUCAGCACCUUUAAUCCUACAAGAUUACAAAAACCCAAAGUAACAUUUGAAUGUCUCACACUAUGUUAGAUACUUGAACUCAACACAUUCAGUCAUGCAGGAUUAGAGAAACCCAAAGUAACAUUUGAAUGUCCUACGCUAUGUUAGACACUUGAACUCAACACAUUCAGUCCUGCAAGAUUAGAGAAACCCAAAGUAAAAUUUGAAUGUCCUAUACUAUGUUAGACACUUGAACUCAGCACAUUCAGUACUGCAGGAUUACAGUCACCCAAUGUCAAAUUUGAAUGUCCUACACUAUGUUAGACACUUGAACUCAGCACAUUUAAUCCUACAAGAUUACAAAAACCCAAAGUAACAUUUGAAUGUCUCACACUAUGUUAGAUACUUGAACUCAACACAUUCAGUCAUGCAGGAUUAGAGAAACCCAAAGUAACAUUUGAAUGUCCUACGCUAUGUUAGACACCUGAACUCAACACAUUCAGUCCUGCAAGAUUAGAGAAACCCAAAGUAACAUUUGAAUGUCCUACACUAUGUUAGACACUUGAACUCAGCACAUUUACUCCUACAAGAUUACAAAUCCCCAAAGUAGCAUGUCCUACACUAUGUUAGACACUUGAACUCAGCACCUUUAAUCCUACAAGAUUACAAAAACCCAAAGUAACAUUUGAAUGUCUCACACUAUGUUAGAUACUUGAACUCAACACAUUCAGUCAUGCAGGAUUAGAGAACCCCAAAGUAACAUUUGAAUGUCCUACGCUAUGUUAGACACUUGAACUCAACACAUUCAGUCCUGCAAGAUUAGAGAAACCCAAAGUAACAUUUGAAUGUCCUACGCUAUGUUAGACACUUGAACUCAGCACAUUCAGUCCCGCAACAUUGCGGACACCCAAAGUAACAUUUGAAUUUCCUCCACUUUGUUAAACACUUGAACUCAGCACAUUAAAUUCUGCAAGAUUGCAGACACCCAAAGUAACAUUUGAAUGUCCCACACUAUGUUAGACACUUGAACUCAGCACAUUAAAUCCUGCAAGAUUACAGCAACCCAAAGUAACUUUUGAAUAUCCUACACUAUGUUAGACACUUGAACUCAGCACAUUAAGUCCUGCAAGACUGCAGACACCCAAAGUAACAUUUGAAUGUCCUCCACUAUGUUAGACACUUGAACUCAGCAGAGGCUAUUUCUCACACACAGUAUCUAACGUUAGAAUGUCCCACAGUGUUUUGGACACCUGAAGUAAGCACAGACCAUCACACUGUUCCUGACAACAAGCCACUAACUGAUCUCGGCCUUAUUUUUCAUAUUUCUUUGCAAUAAAGUGAGAUAUUUAUUUGCAAUAUGGUGCUCAGAAGAAAGCGCUGGAUUUUUUUCUUAGAGUGUUUUUUUGUGACUGUAGUGAGAGAAAUGUCAGCUUUGUGCUCGUAGAGUCAUCACAGUGUUGGUCAGAAAGUAAA